AUGGAUACUAGCAUUCUAGCUGUGACGACCAAUCCUAAGGGGAAAAACUAUGCUCUUGCUGUUUGUUGGCUUCUUGGCGUUGGAUGCCUUUUAGCAUGGAACAGUAUGCUCACAAUUGUGGAUUAUUACGCUUAUUUGUUCCCCUGGUAUCAUCCAUCGAGAAUCCUUACCAUAAUUUAUCAGUCAUUUUCUAUUGGAGCACUUAGUGUUCUUGUUCACAAAGAGGCAAGACUCAAUACCAGACGUCGAAAUUUGUUUGGAUAUAGUCUUUUUUCCCUUGGUUCUCUUGCUGUCCUAGUGUUAAAUUUAGCUACUUCGGGGAGAGGAGGGAUUGGCUCUUUCAUUGGAGUAUGUGUCAUUAGUGCGGCGUUUGGUCUAGCGGAUGCACAUGUUUAUGGUGGAAUGAUCGGAGAUCUUUCUAUGAUGACACCCGAGUUUCUUCAGUCGUUUCUAGCUGGCUUAGCUGCUUCAGGAGCAUUAACCUCUGGACUGAGGCUGGUCAUAAAAGCAGCAUUCAAAAACUCAAGGGAUGGCCUUCGCAAAGGAGCUACUUUAUUCUUUGCCAUGUCUGCGUCGUUCGAGUUGGUUUGCGUUCUGUUAUAUGCAUAUGUAUUUCCCAGGAUACCGGUCGUGAAGUACUAUCGCGCAAAGGCUAUCAUUCAAGGAUCGCGAACUGUAUGGGCCGACCUUGCAGCUGGAGGCAUCCAAGUGCAACCAAUAACCCAGGACGAGGAAGCCUUAAGAUAUGAUCAUCGGCUAAACAAAGGAGACUUGAUGUUACUGUACUCAGAUCUUGCGGUUACCUUGUUCUUAGUGUAUCUACUGACGUUUAGCAUUUUCCCUGGAUUUCUAUCGGAGGAUACGGGAAAAUACAGUUUAGGCGACUGGUAUGCACUAGUGUUGAUAGCAGUGUUCAACGUGUCGGAUUUGGUUGGGAGAUACGUUCCCAUGGUCAAGAAGUUGAAGAUGAAGUCGAGGAAAUGUCUCUUGAUAACGUCAUUGGGACGUCUCUUGUUGAUUCCAGCUUUCAACAUCACAGGCAUAUAUGGAAGCCAAGGCUGGAUGAUUUUCUUGAUGUCCGUUUUGGGAUUAAGCAAUGGAUAUUUGACUGUUUGUGUCAUAACAUCAGCCCCAUAUGAUUUAUUGGCACCGGAGCAAAAUGCACUAGGAAACUUGUUGGUGUUAUAUAUUUGUGGAGGGAUGUUUGCAGGAGUCGCUUGUGAUUGGCUUUGGUUAGUUGGUAAAGAUUGGUAA
This is a messenger RNA of Arabidopsis thaliana (thale cress), 1254 nucleotides long. Its product is annotated as Nucleoside transporter family protein. Gene Ontology annotation, biological process: nucleoside transmembrane transport. The transcript is spliced from 9 exons. Lineage: Eukaryota; Viridiplantae; Streptophyta; Magnoliopsida; Brassicales; Brassicaceae. The record is from RefSeq and is marked reviewed. Bases 1 to 1254 code for a protein of 417 amino acids. Gene Ontology annotation, molecular function: nucleoside transmembrane transporter activity. Gene Ontology annotation, cellular component: plasma membrane; membrane.